Messenger RNA from Cimex lectularius (bed bug), 1714 nucleotides. Its product is annotated as dorsal root ganglia homeobox protein. The record is from RefSeq and is a predicted model, not a curated record. The transcript is spliced from 8 exons. Gene Ontology annotation, molecular function: RNA polymerase II transcription regulatory region sequence-specific DNA binding; DNA-binding transcription factor activity, RNA polymerase II-specific. NCBI's taxonomy places the organism in Eukaryota, Metazoa, Arthropoda, Insecta, Hemiptera, Cimicidae. The annotation marks the transcript as partial. Gene Ontology annotation, biological process: regulation of transcription by RNA polymerase II.
CUCGUUUAGUGGUUCCAGAUCGGUUUCAUGUUCAUCAAAAUGGUACAAAACCAAAAAAUACGAGUUAUUCGUACCACCCUGCGAUCCACGACGAGGCUUUCGUGAGGAGGAAGCAAAGGCGAAACAGGACGACGUUCACACUCCAGCAGCUGGAAGAACUGGAAAACGCCUUCGCUCAGACGCACUAUCCGGACGUUUUUACAAGGGAGGAUUUAGCCAUGAAAAUCAACCUGACCGAGGCCAGAGUUCAGGUCUGGUUUCAAAACAGGAGGGCCAAAUGGAGAAAGGCGGAGAGGUUGAAGGAAGAACAGAGAAAAAGAGAAGAACAAGAAAGGGAUGAGCAGCCAUCAAAUCAAAAUAAGGAGGUCGUCGUAGACGACAAUUCAGUCUGCUCCAGCCCAGGAGUAACCGGAGGAGCGGAGGAUUCGCGUCCCCUGACCCCGCCGUCGGAUCAGCAGAACAGUCCACAGAAGUCUCCCGUGUCUAGCGCUGCGACGAGUCCUGCGGCUCCUAACAUCACUCCGGCAUCGCCUCAUCAAUUCUCGCUCUUUUCUCCUUUCUCCAGCGACGGAGUUGGCUUCCGCCCUGUGUCGGAAGCGGGCCUUCCUUCGAGGAAUCCGCCACUGUUCUUCCCGCCGCAGUUCGCUCCCCCGCUGUUUCCUGUUAUAAAAGGUCAUUGUUCUUGUUGCCCGGACGAUUCGAGGAACGGUUCCAGCUCGAACGGCAGCGGCUCGUCCACAGCAGCGGGUCACAGUUCUGCUGCUGAACUCCGGAGAAAGGCACAAGAGCACUCAGCAGCCCUGCUCCAUUCCUUGGCGACCUUUCACCAUUCGCUGCCCCUUCUCCCGUCGCUCUCGUCGCUUCACGCCGCCCUCAAAGGGACGCCGCCCCCGCCGACGCACCUCCCGCCCCCGUUGCCGCCGCAUUCCGCACCCUCCUCUUCCGAAUAGGAACCAUCCAAAGGAAUAAUUGAUGACAAGCACUUCUCAACGGCUGAGAGUGUAAAAUACGAGUGUUCAACAGGAUUUAUUUAACACUGUUUGUGGCGGAGAAAUGGCAUUUUUACGUUUAAACCGAACUGUAUUUAAUCUCGACUAGAAAAUAAACGGCCUCGAUGAAAAUUAGGAAAUCAACAGAAUGAGUUCUUCUCGAGGGGUUUUAGUAGCGUCUUUUUUUUAUAUCGAGGUUUUCCGAUCUAAUGCUUUGCAGCAUUGUUCUAAAACAACAACAAAUGCCUAAAAAACCGCCACCUUUGCCGAAGCGAAUCAAAAUGUAAUUAAAAAUAAAAUAAUUUAUCUAUUAUAUAUUACCGUGCGCAGUUGGCUGUGAUAUACAAAUUCUUGCAAAAAAAAUCGAAACCGAAGUGUUAAAAAAAUGGACUUUCUUCAAAUUUUAGUACUUAUGCUAGUUGAAAUAUCAAAUUUCAAUACAGAGUCUGUAUAUCAAACAAUUCACCGUGGUAAAGCAGAUUUCACUAAAUAAUUAAGUCUUUCCAGUCAACACUCUCUAGAAAAUACCCCAAAAAAAAUCUUUAGCCACUGCCGGAUUUGCCGUAGAUCUAGUUAUAGAAACGUAGGUAUAAAAAUAAAAAUAAUCGAGUGCAAUGUAGUCUAUGCUUAAAUCAAAUCCCAAAAGGAGCCGACAUGCGAAGGAAAAUAAUUUAAAAAAAAACAUUAUGUAUAAAUUGCCAAAGAAUGUAUAUAGAUGUUAUAAA